Messenger RNA from Kazachstania africana CBS 2517, 2286 nucleotides. It is a transcript of the gene GEF1, whose product is annotated as Gef1p. Bases 1 to 2286 code for a protein of 761 amino acids. Gene Ontology annotation, molecular function: voltage-gated chloride channel activity. The transcript has a single exon. Gene Ontology annotation, biological process: transmembrane transport; intracellular iron ion homeostasis; intracellular copper ion homeostasis. Gene Ontology annotation, cellular component: fungal-type vacuole; early endosome; membrane. NCBI's taxonomy places the organism in Eukaryota, Fungi, Ascomycota, Saccharomycetes, Saccharomycetales, Saccharomycetaceae. The record is from RefSeq and is a predicted model, not a curated record.
AUGUCCGAACGAUCUUCGUCACCUCAAGAUAUUAACAGCAGCAAAUUUGCUACUGAAGUAAUACCGGAAAUCAAAAACUUCUCUAAAUUCACAACAAUUGACAGAUUAUCAGAGGAAGAUAGUCCAGUGGUACUGUUUGAAGAAGAUGGAAGGUCUUUUUUGACCAGUAAAUUUCAGUUUUAUAGUACGAUAUGGGAAAGAAGCAGGACUUUCAUAACCCUUACAAGCGUGGCAAUACUGAUAGGUUGUAUUGCAGGUUUUAUACAAAUCUUUACUGAAACUUUAGUUAAUUGGAAAACAGGAUAUUGUGCUAGAAAUUGGCUACUGAACAAAUCGUUUUGCUGCGCAAAUAUUCCUGAAUCCUUAGAUAAGAGAAGCUUAUUGUUCGACAAAAGAGAUGAACUUCAAUGUCUAGACGAAGGUCUAUGGGUAAAUUGGAAUGGGCAUAUCCUGCCAUUUUUCAUGUUCUUCUCCUUAUCGAUAAUAUUUACAUCAAUUAGUACGUUAUUGGUUAAAUUCGUUGCACCAAUGGCAACGGGAUCAGGUAUCUCCGAAAUUAAAACAUGGGUCUCAGGUUUUGAACACUUGCCUGAAUUUUUGAAUUCGCCUACUCUCAUAGUUAAGAGUAUAGCACUUCCCUUAACUAUAGCAUCCGGUUUGGCAGUUGGUAAAGAAGGUCCAUCCGUUCAUUAUGCCACAUGUUGCGGCUAUAUCGUAACAAAAUGGCUGUUGAAGGGAGAAUUGACAUAUUCGUCACAGUUUGAAUAUUUGACGGCUGCAAGUGGUGCUGGUGUAGCUGUUGCCUUUGGUGCACCAAUUGGAGGUGUACUUUUCGGUCUGGAGGAAAUAUCUUCCUCAAAUUCUUUCAAUGGAUCUAUGUUAUGGAAAUCAUAUUACGUUGCUCUUAUUGCAGUCACCACUUUAAAAUGCAUAAAUCCAUUUAGAAACGGUAAAAUUAUUCUGUUUAACGUCACUUACGACAAAAAUUGGAAAGUCUUGGAAAUUCCUGUAUUCAUUUUAUUGGGAAUUUUUGGUGGAUUCUACGGUCAAUUCGUAAGUAAAUGGAACAUUAGUUAUGUGCAUUUCCGUAAAAAAUACUUGUCAUCCUGGCCUAUUCAAGAAGUCCUUGUAUUGACUGUCAUGACAGCAUUAAUUUCUUACUUCAACGAAUUUUUAAGGUUGGAUAUGACGGAGAGUAUGGGCAUUCUUUUCCAUGAGUGCACCACAAAUGACAAUUCAUCUUCAUUCCAACAUAGACUUUGUUUGCUAGAUGAAAAUACACACGUGAUCAGCUUCUUAAGAGUUUUCUCAUCACUGUCCUUUGCAACCGUCAUUAGAAUGUUAUUAGUAAUUAUAUCAUAUGGGGCCAUGAUUCCUGCUGGUAUUUUUGUUCCUUCCAUGGCAAUCGGUGCAACUUUUGGCCGUGCUAUCAGUCUUUUGGUGGAACGCUUUAUUUGUGGUCCUGGCGUUAUCACCCCAGGAGCCUAUGCCUUUUUAGGUGCAGCAGCAACGUUGACAGGGAUAACUAAUUUAACAUUGACAGUUGUUGUUAUUAUGCUAGAACUAACCGGUGCAUUCAUUUAUAUUAUUCCUACUAUGAUUGUUGUAGCAAUCACUAGAGUUCUUCUAAAUUCAAAUCAUGUUGAUGGUAUCGCAGAUCAAAUGAUUCUUGUGAAUGGAUUUCCUUAUUUGGACAGGGCUGAAGACAAAUAUGAUGAUUUCAUGGAUAAGCAUACUGCUGAAGAAAUCAUGGAAACUAAUAUGAUUACUUUGAGAGAAACCAUGUAUUUUUCAGAACUUGAAGACCUUGUAUAUAAUGUCUCCGGAAAGGAUGUCAGUGGCUUCCCUAUUAUAAAAGAUGGUGACGAAAACGAGCCUGAGAAAAGAUGCAUUGGUUAUAUCCUAAAACACCGUCUGGUCAAGAGGUUAACGGCUCAAAGUUUACCUACUACGGACAGUCGUAGAACAAUUGUUCACUUUUCAAAGAAAGAAUAUUAUAAUAGUGACGAUGAAAUAGAUCUAUCGGGAAUCACUAUAAUUUCCCCUGUAACUGCCAAGAUAGAUACAUCUGCUUCCACUUUAUUUUGCACGUUUCAAAGAAUGGGAUGUAAAACUAUAAUAAUAGAGAAAGACGGCUUUUUACAGGGCUUAAUAACCAGUAAAGACAUCAUAAAAUUCGAGCGUAUUAAAGCUAGGGAGAUUUAUGGACCAAGAUACGAAUACAAUGAAAAACUAAAUGAGAAAGUAUGGUCAUAUUUAGAAUAUCUCACUAAACUAUUCGCAUAA